Molecule: messenger RNA, 518 nt
Organism: Drosophila obscura
Lineage: Eukaryota; Metazoa; Arthropoda; Insecta; Diptera; Drosophilidae
Exons: 2
Coding region: 58-453 (131 amino acids)
Molecular function (GO): protein binding; serine-type endopeptidase inhibitor activity
Source: RefSeq, a predicted model, not a curated record
AAUAUUUUAGUAUCGCUAGAGCAGCGAACGAGGUAAAAGCUAACGGGAUUUUUUAAGAUGAUCAGAUUUUGGAACAAAAUUAUACUACUAGUCUGUGCUACUCCCAUAGUGACUGCGCAACUUAUUUUUCAAACUACACAAAACCCGUUGGAAAAAUCUGGAACGAUAAUAUCACACUAUGUUCCUACUUCUGAGGCAGGCUGGGUAGUGGUCAACAAUGUAAGAGUACAAGGUACUAUUACACCUUUCGUCACUCCUCCGCCAGUGACACAACAAUUUCUAGACUGCUUUGGCAGUUGUCCAACUACUCCAGAGUAUAAUCCCAUUUGUGGUAGCAACAUGCAGCUCUACUCAAAUGAACAGAAAUUCAACUGCGCGCGAUUUUGUGGUGCUGAUAUUCAAAUUGUGAGACGAGGAAGCUGUGAGGGUCUUUUUCCAAUGACACGUGGUUGACAUUACUCAUUUCUUCACUGCACAAAUAAAUCGUAAAAUCAAAACAAAAACAAAAACUAGCUUGA